This is a messenger RNA of Penicillium canescens, 1437 nucleotides long. RefSeq lists its product as uncharacterized. The transcript has a single exon. The record is from RefSeq and is a predicted model, not a curated record. Bases 1 to 1437 code for a protein of 478 amino acids. NCBI's taxonomy places the organism in Eukaryota, Fungi, Ascomycota, Eurotiomycetes, Eurotiales, Aspergillaceae.
AUGCUUGGUGACUCAGAAUUGCUUGCCUUGCAGAGAUUUAUCGACUUCUUGUGCCGUGCGCGAACUCUCUCCCAUCAGCCAACCGAAUCAUACCGACCGAGAAGCCCAGUAACACCCAUACUGUGCCACAGUAACCCAUUCACACCAGAAUCAUCAACGCAACGUCUAGAUGUUGAGGAUGAGGCAGCUCAGAGGCAAAGAGCUUGUCGGGAAGACUUUCGGACAUCUGAAAUCUAUCCAAAUCAUCAGGAUCAGAGGCGGUACAUGGCGUACGUCGAAGAUGCUGAGGGCGAAAAUUCAUGGGCGCAUUACGAAUUAGAAGGGAGGCCGCCUUUGUCGCAAGCACUCGCAAAUUCCACGGCCAUCAAUCGGAAGUUAGUUGAAAGGGAUCAUACUGAUGCUUGGAAAUUUGGCAUCGCUCCGGGAAUCUCAUCUACAUCGGACCAAAGCCAAGGGAGCUCUCUGACCACGGAUCCCAAUCCUCAAGUCGAGUUUAUUACUGACGGGAUUGAGGAUAGUGGUCAGGCAAAUAGCCUCUCUAGAGGUACGACAUCACCAUUCAACCAAACCCCGACGAGUUCCCUGGCCACGGAUCUAGGUAGUCACGCAGAGGAAGCCUCCGUCAUAAAUUUUUCUGAAGACGAUAUAAACUCCGCUAGUGAUGGUGGAUAUUCAAGCCCACGCCAUACACUUGAAAACCGUCGUGAAAAUAGUAUCCCAAGUUCGGAGAAUUCUUUCCGGUCUGGGUUUGCUCAAUGCCCUAUAUUGCUUCCCAUCGACCAGCUUGCUAGUCCGGCAACUUUGCCUUUAGACACGCCUCUGUCAAAGGGUCCAACAGCUUUAUUGUCUCUUGCGCAGGUCGAUAUCUCUGGCCUAUUGCUUCAAAAGCACGAUACAGGCUACUUCGUCACCACGGAGUCAGGGUUUGGAAUUAAGGCCAUCAAGGAGAACAUCCUGCAAACCCUCGAAGGACAGUCAUUAGGGCCUUGCGAGAUAGAAAUCUCGCACCCGCUCUAUGACGCGCUCCAGAAGUGCAGGGAAGAUCCGGAUUAUUUCCUUCGCCAGGUUGGUAUCUCUCACCAAGCCAGCGCAAAAGGGGCGGUUGCUAGGAUAUUUGAAAAGUCAUUCCAGAUCACAAGGACCGCGCAACUCAUGCCUCUCUAUGAACGCCUCACACUAUAUGCUCUUUAUAACCUAGUUGUGAAAAAGGGAUAUCACGAUGGCGAACAGUUCAGAUUCGGCCAACUUGCGCGUCUCGUUCAAGAUAUCAAAUCUGAAUUGUCGGAUGACGAUAGUCUUGAAGAUGGGAAGUUACGGAAUACUAUUCAACGGCUUGUAUUGGAAGGCAAGGAGCUUAGUCGCAUAAUAAGGCGCCAUUUCAAUAACAAUCCCGGAUAUCUUAUGGCGCUCCCCGUCAGUCUGACGGCGAACAAGUGA